AAUUGACAAGCUGUGGGCUGUGAUUGGACGUGUACCAAAAAGGAUUGAUUCCAUUGGGUGGAUAAAGGCUGUGAGAGAGGGUCCAGAGGUCUGUCAUCUGUGUGCGUGAAUUGUGAAAGCAGGGGAGAGAGGGAGAGAGAUGGGGUAAGGAGGCAAUUCUGAGGAUGCUGUUUCAGGCAAGGAGCAUGGAGAAGAGACCAUGGGAGCUUGGCUUCUGGGCAUCAAGACCCUCAAGAUUCAACCCUACAUUCUCCCUUCUCUGGGCCCUUAUGUUGUUAAAGUUAGAAUCAAAGCUGUAGGGAUAUGUGGAAGUGAUGUUCAUCACUUCAAGGUGGAGUCAUCUCACUUGCCUCACCUACAUAUGUGAAUAUAUAACCAAUAGAAAAGUGGGGAGUCUAUCAUGUAUUGAUCUUCUUAAGAAAAUGAUGUUACAAAAAAAAAAAAAAAAGUAUUAAAGGAACGAUCAAAAGUUAAUCAAUGACAAGUUGAUAAAAGGAAAGUCCACUACUAAUGUAGUGGAUAAUAUUCAUUUAGGAAAAUCACAGACAGACCACUAACAUUGGUCGAGACUCUUUUAGCUAAAUAAUAACAUAUUUUGUAUUUCUUUUGAAAUUAUGUAUUUCUUCUAAUAUUUGAUUUUUGUAAGUGUGAAGUAAUUUAUAAAUGAAAUACUAUAAAAGUAUUUUAUAAUCUAACUAAUUAUCAUGAAGAAUUAAUAAUAACAAAUAAAUAAAUUUACGAUACAUGUCUCAUAUAUAUUUCAUAUUCUGAUUAACAUACUUUAAAGAAGAGUAGAGAAUAUGUCUCACUAUUAAAUUUGAUUGAAUAUAGGAUAAAAUAAAUAAUAAAAUAACUUAUCAUAUUUCACUAUUAAGUAUCAAAUAUGUUAUUAUCUUUAUUGUCAUAUUAUAUAAUUUCAUUUUAUUGGUGGGAUAGAAUAUGAUAUGUAUUUUCAAAGAUAUUAUGAUAAAAGAAUGAGAUUAUGUUUAAUUCUCGAAAAAAACUUAAAAAAAUAAUUUAAUUAUAUUUGAUUUUUUUAUUUAAAAAAAUUAAAUAAUAUGUAAAAUUAAUUUAUUAAUUUUUGUUUUUUCAUAUUUUCUUUUCUCUUAUUUUUAUAGCCUUUCUUUCCAUUUCUUAUCAUUUUGCAAAAUUCAACUUGAGGCAUAUAAUAAAUAGAAAAUAAUUUAUAAAUUCAAUAAAAAUUUUAAUAUAAUAAUACAUUAAAUGGAAUUGUGGGGCCACCCACGUGUGGAUUCAAAAAAGUUGGAAGGGUGAGGGGUGGGCUCCACUAAUUGGGGUUGGCGUACACAACAUAUUACAUGUGCAGCCUUACAGUGGAGUCUCUGACUCUAUUAUUAUAGAAGUAGUAGCACGCUUCAUAUUCUCAUGGCAAAAAUUGCAUCACUUUUCACACAAAUUCUGUGACAUCAAGGACAAACAAUUAACUUUCAGGAUUGGGUCAAAACACACCCAUCAAAGCCAAGUCAUCAAAAUUAAAUUAAAAUGGGUUACGUAAUUGAAAGCGUUACAUCUUGAAUACCAAACCAAGAAGAUUACAAAAUUAUUAAAUUUGAUUUAAAAUUAAAUACACAUUCAAAUUAUUCUAAAUUAGAAAAAUAUUAUCCAAAUUUAGAAAAGAAUUGUUCAAAAAUAGGUUAUUUAUCAAACAAAAACAUUUUUUUUAUUUUUUUAUUUUUUAUUUUUUGAAUUAAUUGAUUGCAAAAGAUGAAAAAUUUAAUAUUUUUUAUGUUUUUGUUUGAUAAAUAAUCUAUUUUUGACAUAAAUACCUUUAAUGAUUUCAGGUAUUUACAUAUAGAUUUUAAAUUAAAAAAAAAGUGAUGCAAUCACUGUUGCUAGGUCGGCGGGUCGACGAUUAUUAUUGACAAUGGCUAUCACACAACGAGAAAAAGAAAAAAGAAAAAAGAAAAUAAAAUUUAAGAAAAAAAAAAGAAGAAAAAAAGAAGGGGGAGGCAGGUAGGGCAAGUGGGGGAGGAGGGGAUAUAUAUCCAACAUGUAUUAUAUCCCAAGGGAGCAUUGUCCAACAUGUAUUAUUAAAUACGUGCUCUAUAAAAUUGUAGGAAACUGACAUAUAAAGAAAGAAUACUUGGAGCCCCAUCCAAUGUGCCCCAUCCAAUGUGCAUCGUUAAAAACGAUUACCCUAAUUUCCUUGAAUACUUCAUCCUUAUCUAAAUUUUGAAGUAGAUUUCAAGUAUGGGAUAGUCGUGGAGGUGGAAUAAAGGAUUACGUUAUCUAGAAAUUGAGAGAAAAUGUAUGACAAAAAAUUCACACGUGGAAAUAGGAGGAAAUGACGAGGAAACAGCUUUCAGCUUACCUACAAAGGAAAAGAAAAUCUGACAUUUUGUUACAGGAGAUAAAUUUGAAGAAAAAGCAUUCAUAAAAGGAAAAGUUAAAUCGACAACAACUAAUGGGACAAAAGGAAAUCAGAAUAAUUGACCAACUGUGGCUGUGAUUGGACGUAUACCAAAAAGGAUCGAUUCCAUCGGGUUGAUAAAGCCUGUGAGAAGCUGAGACCGAGGGACAAGAGGUCUGUGUGUGUGAAUUGUGAAAGCAAGGGAGAGAGAGAGAGAUGGGGAAAGGAGGCAACUCUGAGGAUGCUGUUUCAAGCAAGGAGCAUGGAGAAGAGAACAUGGCAGCUUGGCUUCUGGGCAUCAAGACCCUCAAGAUUCAACCCUACAUUCUCCCUUCUCUGGGCCCCCAUGAUGUUAAAGUUAGGAUCAAAGCUGUAGGGAUAUGUGGAAGUGAUGUUCAUCACUUCAAGACAAUGAGGUGCGCAAAUUUUAUUGUGAAGAAGCCAAUGGUGAUAGGACAUGAGUGUGCUGGUAUCAUAGAAGAAGUUGGGAGUGAAGUGAAGAAUCUUGUAGUAGGUGACCGGGUUGCUCUGGAGCCCGGUAUUAGCUGUAACCGAUGCAGUCUUUGCAGAAAUGGUCAAUACAAUCUAUGCAGAGAAAUGAAGUUUUUUGGAUCUCCUCCAACCAAUGGAUCUCUAGCUAACCAGGUGGUCCAUCCUUCAAAUCUUUGUUUCAAGCUACCUGACAAUGUGAGCUUGGAGGAAGGAGCAAUGUGUGAGCCGCUCAGUGUCGGCAUCCAUGCUUGUCGUCGUGCUAAUGUUGGCCCUGAGACCAACGUACUGAUCAUGGGAUCAGGCCCCAUCGGCCUCGUUACAAUGCUGGCUGCUCGUGCUUUUGGAGCGCCGAGGAUUGUCCUUGUGGAUGUAGAUGAUCAGCGUCUAGCUAUUGCAAAAGAUCUUGGCGCAGACGACAUUAUCCGGGUUUCAACGAAUAUUCAGGAUCUAGACGAAGAAGUGGCAAAAAUACAAAGCACAAUGGUUACUGGAGUUGAUGUGAGCUUAGACUGUGUUGGCUUCAACAAAACCAUGUCAACAGCUUUGAACGCGACUCGAGCAGGCGGCAAAGUUUGCCUUGUGGGUUUGGCCCAGAGUGAGAUGACUGUUCCUCUCACUCCAGCUGCUGCCAGGGAGGUCGAUAUCGUUGGCAUAUUCCGCUAUAGGAACACAUGGCCGCUCUGCCUUGAGUUUUUGAGGAGUGGCAAGAUUGAUGUUAAACCCCUGAUAACCCACAGGUUUACUUUCUCACAGAAGGACGUGGAAGAAGCCUUUGAAACCAGUGCUCGUGGGGGUAAUGCCAUCAAGGUCAUGUUUAAUCUCUGAAUGGAGAUUAUGUUAUGCUUCUAGUUGUUAGGAGUGACUUCCGGCUUGCUGCUUUUGAUUUCAUCCAUCCAUCGUUUGUGGAGACUAAAAUCCUUUGUUUUUUUUUUUUCAAUCUCUAAACUCAGUUUCUAUAUAUAUAUAUAUUUGAGUAAAAA
This is a messenger RNA of Vitis vinifera (wine grape), 3843 nucleotides long. Its product is annotated as L-idonate dehydrogenase. The coding region runs from base 2588 to 3688 and encodes 366 amino acids. Lineage: Eukaryota; Viridiplantae; Streptophyta; Magnoliopsida; Vitales; Vitaceae. The record is from RefSeq and is a predicted model, not a curated record. The transcript is spliced from 7 exons. Gene Ontology annotation, molecular function: zinc ion binding; oxidoreductase activity, acting on the CH-OH group of donors, NAD or NADP as acceptor.